AUGAAGAUAGUUCCAAAACACAAUGGCACGGAGGCAACUGAGUUCAUUCUUCUGGGACUGACCAGCCAGCCAGAGCUGCAGCCCAUUCUGUUUGUUGUAUUUCUCCUGAUUUACCUCAUUACCCUGACUGGGAAUUUUGGCAUGAUCUUACUAAUCAGAUUUACUCCCCGGCUCCAAACACCAAUGUAUUUUUUCCUCACCCACUUGGCAUGCGUGGAUAUUUUUUAUUCCUCUAAUGUUUCUCCUCAGAUGCUUGCUAAUUUCUUCUCUGAGAAGAAGACCAUUUCCUACACUGGGUGUCUGGCCCAGUGUUUUGUUUUUGUGACUCUGCUCCUUACUGAGUAUUACAUGCUGGGUGCCAUGGCCUAUGACCGGUACAUGGCAAUCUGCAAUCCCCUACAUUAUAGCAGCAGGAUGUCCAGGCCAGUUUGCAUCUGCCUGGUCACUUUCCCCUACCUCUGGGGUUCAAUGGUAGCUACGAUGCAGGUAAUAUUGACCUCUCGUUUGUCCUUUUGUGGACCCAACACCAUUAACCAUUUCUACUGUGCUGAUCCACCUCUCCUGAUGUUGACAUGUUCUGACACGUACAUAAAGCAAACUGCCCUAUUUGUGUCAGCAGGGAUCAACCUCACAGGCUCCCUGCUCAUCAUCCUCAUCUCCUACCUUUUUAUUUUUACCACCAUUAUGCGGAUCCGAUCCAGUGAAGGGCAGCGCAAAGCCUUCUCCACCUGUGGCUCCCACCUGACCGCUGUCACUAUGUUCUACGGGUCCCUCUUCUGUAUGUAUCUGAGACCAGCCAAUAAGCAGUCUGUUGAGCAAGGGAAAAUCGUGGCAGUGUUCUGUAUUUUUGUGAGUCCCAUGCUGAAUCCUUUUAUCUACAGCCUGAGGAACAAGGAUGUGAAACAGGCUUUGAGAAGAGUGUUUAUGAGAAACCUUGGCAAAAUGGACAAAAGUACAAUUUCUGUAGUCUCCCAAUAA
Messenger RNA from Tupaia belangeri chinensis (Chinese tree shrew), 978 nucleotides. RefSeq names its product olfactory receptor 5M11. The transcript has a single exon. Bases 1 to 978 code for a protein of 325 amino acids. Gene Ontology annotation, cellular component: membrane. Gene Ontology annotation, biological process: G protein-coupled receptor signaling pathway. The record is from RefSeq and is a predicted model, not a curated record. NCBI's taxonomy places the organism in Eukaryota, Metazoa, Chordata, Mammalia, Scandentia, Tupaiidae. Gene Ontology annotation, molecular function: olfactory receptor activity; G protein-coupled receptor activity.